UUCUUGUUUUUAACUCCAACCCUGCUUAGAUUAAAUUUAUGGCUCAAAGUGUGAACUAAUAUGUUGUCAGUCUAAUUCUUCCUUCUGUUCUUGUAACUCUUAACAGAGAAGAGCUGUUAGCCCAAUGACCUGGGAAAAUAGCUCAGUGCUGAUGGAGUUUGUGUUCCUGGCUUAUCCCUCCUGCCCAGAGCUGCGUAUCCUGUCCUUCCUUGGGGUCAGCCUGGUUUAUGCAUUUAUCACCACCGGGAACAUCCUCAUUGUGGUGUCCAUCCGGACAGAAGCCCGUUUGCACAUGCCCAUGUACUAUUUCCUGGGCAGCCUCUCAGGGGUAGAAAUAUGCUACACUGCUGUGGUGGUGCCCCACAUCCUGGCCAACACCCUACAGUCAGAGAAGACCACUACCCUCCUGGGCUGUGCCACUCAGAUGGUUUUCUUCAUUGGAUUUGGCAGUGCUGAUUGCUUCCUCUUGGCAGUCAUGGCCUAUGACCGGUAUGUUGCCAUUUGCCACCCCUUGCGGUACCCUCUCAUCAUGACUCUGACUCUUUGUGUCCGCUUGGUUGUGGCCUCUGUGGUCAUUGGCUUGUUCCUGUCCUUACAGCUGGUGGCCUUCAUCUUCUCUCUGCCAUUUUGCCGGGUUCGGGGCAUCGAGCACUUCUUUUGUGAUGUGCCACCAGUCAUGCAUCUUGUUUGUGCCAACAGCCACAUCCACGAGCAGUCAGUGCUGCUGGCAGCCGUGCUAGCCAUUGCUGUCCCUUUCUUCCUCAUCGCCACCUCCUAUGCCUUUAUUGUGGCUGCUGUGCUCAAGAUCCACUCAGCAGCUAGCCGCCACCGAGCCUUCUCCACCUGUUCCUCCCACCUCACUGUGGUGCUGCUGCAGUAUGGCUGUUGUGCCUUCAUGUACCUGCGCCCCAACUCCAGCUACUACCCCAAGCAAGAUCAGUUCAUCUCACUGGUGUACACAAUGGGAACCCCACUGCUCAACCCACUCAUCUACACCCUGAGGAACAGUGAGAUGAAAGGGGCCAUAGGGAGGGUUCUUACCAGGCAUUACCAUUCCCAGAAAAGCUAGAAUACUGGAGGGUACAGCCCAUCAGGCAAAGGUUUGAUUCCAGCACAUGCAAAUCUCUAUGCAACUGGGAUUUCUCCAGUUAACAUCAGAUGAUAUUAAAAUGGAUUUUUUAAAAAGGAA
Messenger RNA from Galeopterus variegatus (Sunda flying lemur), 1189 nucleotides. RefSeq names its product olfactory receptor 10W1. Gene Ontology annotation, cellular component: membrane. The coding region runs from base 125 to 1069 and encodes 314 amino acids. The record is from RefSeq and is a predicted model, not a curated record. Lineage: Eukaryota; Metazoa; Chordata; Mammalia; Dermoptera; Cynocephalidae. The transcript has a single exon. Gene Ontology annotation, biological process: G protein-coupled receptor signaling pathway. Gene Ontology annotation, molecular function: olfactory receptor activity; G protein-coupled receptor activity.